UUUCGCGCCCUUUCGAUCAGAGCCGGCCAUCCACUCCUUAUUCCUCUGCAUUUCCAAUCUGGGUUUCCUUCGUUAUCUCUCCUCGGAUCAACAUUACGCUCGAGAAACUCGGUCCCUCUCUACACGCCGUCAUUCUCCAACCCGACCUGUGUCCCGCCAUUGUCCGGAUCGCUCUGUUUGUCUCGGACUCGUCCACGAAUGCUUCCCCAGUAGCCCGCAGCUCUUUCAGAAGAGCUCCCGAGGGUCCAAGUCACUUGAAGGCUGGGCGUGCGUUCUGAACCGACGACCCCGACACGCUGCAGCCUCGAACCCUGAAGGUCGAAGGGCGCUCGACAGUCUUUUCGGUUCGACCCCGACUAUCCACAUUUGAUUGUUUUGUCAAACAUCAUGACGGCCGCACACGAUUCGACCCACCGCGGGUCAUCACAUGGCCAACAUGGCUUGGCGCUGGGAGACAGGUUUGAAGUCUUGAAGGAGAUUGGCGAUGGAAGCUUCGGGAGUGUGGCGCUUGCUAGGGUCCGGACUGCUGGUGCCAGCGUCGCUCGCCGGGGAACGGUGAUCGCCAUCAAGACGAUGAAGAAGACGUUCGACUCGUUCACUCCCUGCCUCGAGCUGAGAGAAGUGGUCUUCCUACGAACACUGCCGGCUCACAGCCACCUGGUCCCCGCCUUGGACAUCUUCUUGGACCCAUUCAGCAAGAAGCUUCACAUCUGCAUGGAGUACAUGGAAGGGAAUCUCUACCAGCUGAUGAAGGCCAGGGACCACAAAUGUCUCGACAACGCGAGCGUGAAAAGUAUAUUGUUCCAGAUCAUGCAGGGACUAGAGCACAUCCACAAUCACAACUUCUUCCACCGAGAUAUCAAGCCAGAGAACAUCCUUGUGACGACAUCAUCCCACCAGGACUCAGCGAAUUCGUUCCGGCGGUAUUCUGCCCUGGUAACGCCUCCUUCGACGCCUCCUUCGUAUACCGUCAAGAUUGCCGACUUUGGCCUCGCACGAGAGACGCAUUCCAAACUUCCAUACACGACCUAUGUGUCUACACGCUGGUACCGCGCCCCGGAGGUGCUCUUGAGAGCUGGAGAAUACUCGGCACCAGUUGAUAUUUGGGCUGUCGGCGCCAUGGCCGUCGAGGUUGCCACUCUGAAGCCGCUCUUCCCUGGAGGAAACGAGGUCGACCAGGUGUGGAGGGUUUGUGAAAUCAUGGGCAGUCCCGGGAAUUGGUACAACAAGUCGGGAGUCCGUGUCGGCGGCGGAGAUUGGAGGGAGGGAACCAGGCUGGCUGGGAAGCUGGGAUUCUCGUUCCCCAAGAUGGCGCCUCACUCGAUGGAUACCAUCCUCCAAACACCCCAAUGGCCACCGUCUCUGAGUCACUUUGUGACCUGGUGCUUGAUGUGGGACCCUAAAAACAGGCCGACAUCCGCCCAGGCUCUAGCACACGACUACUUCACCGAUGCUGUGGAUCCCAUGCGGCCGAAGUCCUCCGCCUCGAGGAUACUCGGACGGAAGCAAUCCGACAUCAGCCGCGGAAAGGACUCUGUGACCUCGACGCCGACAUCGUCUAAGCCGUCUUGGUUCAGGAAGUCGUUGAUCGGCCGGUCGGAGAGCGCCGCCGAGGUUGUCCACCCCCAGCAGCAGCUUGUGAAGGAGACCCCGGCACCUCGUCCUGCACCGAUUAUUGCUGCACCCGAAGCGCCAGCUCCAAAGCCGCGGUCAACCGUGAGCAAACGAACAACAUGGACGAAUGGUCCGUCAAACGUCGCCCCGAUGCCCAUCCUGCCCACCAUCCGUCCCAUUUCCCCUCUCUCGGAUGCGGUCACGGCCCAGGCGAACUGCCGCACCCCGUCAUACAACGACGCAUACGCGAACGGGACGCAGAGGAAUCAGCAGGCAGAGGAGAAGACAUCAAAGAAGGUUGGGCGCCAAUUGUCGGUCACAUCGAGCACGAACCACUAUGCCGAGAUUCACCGCCAACAGGCUGAGCGGGCUCUAAACGGAGGCACAGGCCUUUCCUCGCCUCCCAGCGCGCACAGGGAGAGCUUCUUCUCUCACCUUCGCAAGAGAGCCAGGAGAUUCUCCGGUCGGCACCAGGCGCCAAUGUCGCCGACGUACGAUGACAUUGAAGCACAGGCCGGCUGUGGUCCUUGGGGAAGCAACCGGUCCUCCAUGGUGAUUGACAGCCAGGCUCCAGCCCCAGUGCCUAAGGACUCAUACGAGCCUUUGGACAAGGCAUUGAGGGAUGUCCAGCAGAACCUCGAUGCUCCCCCGCCCGCACCGCCAGCUCAUCAUUUCUCGACGACUUCUAGCCUAAAACGGCACCACUCUCUACCACAGCACCAACCCAGGUCUGUGGACAAUCUCAUCGUCGCUGCUCGAGGAACAGGACCCAUCUCGAGCAGGACUCGGAGAGCUCAAGCAACACAGGGUGUGCACCAGUAUGAUGCCCCCGAUGAGGAGGAUGAACUCCUGGACGAAGUUCUUACCUCAACUCGGUGCGCAAUCAAACGCCUCGAGAAGGACGGGAAGCCGCUGCGACAGUCGGCGAGCAAUGUCGGACUCUCAAACCCUUAUCCCACUCCGUCGCCUUCAGCGAGCGGGAACGCCGUCCUCUUUGGCGAUGGGCACGAAGCCGUCACUCCGAAGCCUCUUGACUUGAACAAGAAAUCGUCCGAACAUAAGUGGCCUACUCCACCGUAUGAUGAAGGUGAUUGGGCAGCAUCAGCUUCAGCAAGCAUUUGGGCGGCUGGCAACCGUUUCUAACGGUUGGCCCUCGCAAGCAUCCCACGCAAAAGAGGCUUCUCUUGACUCUAUUUUCAUUGCUACGGUGUUGGGCGUUAGGACAAGGAUAAUCUUGGCAAAAUCAUUCACGCUCGUUUCGACUCUUGAUCUGGGUUUGUCGCCAUGUUUGACGAACCUGAAUCUCGACUCCUUCUAUACCUACCACCUUCUCUCCCCCAACAAA
Molecule: messenger RNA, 2959 nt
Organism: Phialemonium atrogriseum
Lineage: Eukaryota; Fungi; Ascomycota; Sordariomycetes; Cephalothecales; Cephalothecaceae
Product: kinase-like domain-containing protein
Exons: 2
Coding region: 388-2757 (789 amino acids)
Biological process (GO): intracellular signal transduction; protein phosphorylation
Cellular component (GO): cytoplasm; nucleus
Molecular function (GO): protein serine/threonine kinase activity; ATP binding
Source: RefSeq, a predicted model, not a curated record